Messenger RNA from Oryzias melastigma (Indian medaka), 1284 nucleotides. RefSeq names its product mast cell protease 1A. NCBI's taxonomy places the organism in Eukaryota, Metazoa, Chordata, Actinopteri, Beloniformes, Adrianichthyidae. The coding region runs from base 46 to 804 and encodes 252 amino acids. Gene Ontology annotation, molecular function: serine-type endopeptidase activity. The transcript is spliced from 5 exons. Gene Ontology annotation, biological process: proteolysis. The record is from RefSeq and is a predicted model, not a curated record.
UCUUCCACAGAUAUAAAGCCUGCAGGGCCGUGUCCUUGGACGGAGAUGAAGGCCGUCAUGUUCUUGCUGCUUUUCUUCCUGGGGGGGGCGGCUGGUUCCCACAUCGUCGGAGGCAGAGAUGCACCCCCCCACUCACGCCCCUACAUGGCCUCACUGCAGAUCAGAGGUCAACAUUUCUGUGGGGGGGCACUGGUUCGGGAGGACUUUGUGCUGACCGCGGCUCACUGCGAAUUUCCCGUACCUCUCACAGUCGUGCUCGGGGCAGAUUCGCUGGAGGGGAAUGAGGCGUCGAGGCAGACCUUCAGGGUUCUCAGAUCCAUCCCACAUCCAGACUACAACCAGCUGUCCAGCGACAUCAUGCUUCUGAAGCUUGAUGGCAGAGCUCGGCUGACUCCAGAGGUGCAGGUCCUUCCUCUGAAUUCGGGAGAGGUGGGGCCAGCUAACCGCUGCAUAACGGCUGGCUGGGGGGACAUCGGGGACAACCGGACCAUAGCCAACCGGCUGCAGGAAGUCAACGUCACCAUCCUGCCUCAGAGGACGUGCCAGCGGAGGUGGGGGAACGUCGCCGUGGUCAGCUCCAUGGUCUGUGGCGUUGGGGCCCGCAGGUUCCAGGGCUUCUGCUCGGGGGACUCUGGCGGGCCGAUGAUCUGUGACGGCGCGGCGGCGGGCGUCGUGUCUUUCUCUGGGCGUCGGUGUGGAGACCCCAGGACCCCCGAUGUCUACACCCGCGUCUCCUCCUUCAGGACGUGGAUCAUGGACCAGUUUAACAGCGACCCGGAUGAAUCAGAGGGUUUCAUCUUUUAAAGAACACACAGCUGAAUACUGUCGCUGGUGUCUCUGGUUUGCAUCAACACUUUCAUCACUUCUGUUUUCUUUGUGGUCAAACUUGGAGCCAGUUUUGUCCUUUCAAACAAAUCCAUUCAUUUCUCUUGUUUAGGUUCCUCAGUGAUGCUCCUCGUCAUCAAGACUUCUCUUCUUCUUUAGUGUUAAAUAUCUAAAUGGUUUCACUCAAUGAGCCCAAAGAAACGUUUUCUUGGUCAACGUUUACAAUCUAUAAAGUUUAAUCAAAUCUCUCAUUGUUGCUUUGAUGAGGCUCAUGUGACCCGUUUGUUUCUUUAGUUGGAUUUAAAAAUAUAUCAUUCCAGGUUUCCACUGCAGCAUGGAACAAAAGUCCGUCUUUCUUUUUGUUUAAAACAUUUGACAGUCUUGUAAAACCAUCACCCGGUUGUCAUGAUGUUAGCCUGUUUGAUCAAAUGUUGCACAUAAACAAAACUGUCUUUCUUU